This is a messenger RNA of Hyla sarda, 1169 nucleotides long. RefSeq names its product golgin A7 family member B (gene GOLGA7B). The transcript has 5 exons. NCBI's taxonomy places the organism in Eukaryota, Metazoa, Chordata, Amphibia, Anura, Hylidae. Bases 439 to 942 code for a protein of 167 amino acids. Gene Ontology annotation, cellular component: palmitoyltransferase complex. The record is from RefSeq and is a predicted model, not a curated record. Gene Ontology annotation, biological process: protein targeting to membrane; peptidyl-L-cysteine S-palmitoylation.
AGCCUUCAGUAUCUCAUGCUCCUCCCAUCCAUCCUCCAAGCUCAGCACAAGACGGUCACUAGCGGAGGAGCCGGGAGCCGUCCAGACGGAUCAGCACCGGGGACAGCGGCCGCUAAUAGAGGAGCCUCAGCCGCGUCAGCACCGGGGACAGCGGCCGCUAAUAGAGAAGCCUCAGCCGCGUCAGCACCAGGGACAGCGGCCGCAGAUCAGCCCCGGAUCACUGCAACUUCCCGAGGAUCCCGUGUAAUCCCCCAGCACAAAGCCCUGUAAAUCCCAGAGGUGUGAGCCAUCUAUAGACACUCAGGGGUCUCCUGCCCGGCCACUGACACAAAGUAAGCUCGGAGGAGGAGGGGGGCCGGAGGAAGAGGCUGCAGCUCACCCGGAUCCUGUGCUGGGACCAGCAGCCUCCCCUGUCUGUGUCUUAUCCCUGCACCAAACAUGGCCGAGAUGCAUAACCUUCAGGAGCUGAGAAGAAGCGCCUCCCUGGCCACCAAAGUCUUCAUACAAAGGGAUUACAGUGAAGGGACCAUGUGCCAAUUCCAAACCAAGUUCCCGGCAGAGCUGGACAGUCGGAUCGAAAAGCAGCUGUUUGAAGAAACGGUGAAGACCCUCAACAUGUACUACAUGGAAGCCGAGAAGAUCGGGGGCAGCUCCUACCUGGAGGGGUGCUUGGCUUGUGCCACGGCCUAUUUCAUCUUCCUCUGCAUGGAAACGCACUAUGAGAAGGUGUUGAAGAAAAUCUCCAAAUACAUCCAAGAACAGAAUGAAAAGAUAUACGCUCCCAGGGGCCUCUUAAUUACCGACCCGGUGGAGCGGGGGAUGCGUGUUAUUGAAAUCUCCAUCUAUGAAGACCGAUGCAGCAGUGGCAGCACCAGCAGCAGUGGCAGCAGCAGCACUACCAGCAGUACUGGAGGAGGAGGAGUAGCGGGUCGUGCCCGAUGACUGGCAGAGAGUCCCUGUGGGGACUUGUACUGCCGAGACGAUGGCCUUUCUGAAAUAAGGAGACUGAGAUAUCAGAGCACACGGUUCUAGGCCCGUAUGAUAGUAGAACUAGGAAGGAAAAACAGUAUUAACACCAUAGCAUUUUUUUUUAUUGACUAACCUGAGCCACAAACUGCGAUCAUCUUCUGUUUUUUACAUCCUGCCUGAUAUAAAUAUUUACCUGGUUC